Molecule: messenger RNA, 3780 nt
Organism: Triticum aestivum (bread wheat)
Lineage: Eukaryota; Viridiplantae; Streptophyta; Magnoliopsida; Poales; Poaceae
Product: putative pentatricopeptide repeat-containing protein At5g59900
Exons: 3
Coding region: 112-2844 (910 amino acids)
Biological process (GO): chloroplast-nucleus signaling pathway; mitochondria-nucleus signaling pathway
Cellular component (GO): chloroplast
Molecular function (GO): protein binding
Source: RefSeq, a predicted model, not a curated record
UCUCAUUUUUUCAUCUGAAGCCCAGAUUCAUUCUCCCACUGCAGUCGACCCCCACUCGUCCAGCUGACCACCCGACCGUCACCCACUCCGGCGAUCCUCACCGCCGGCCCGAUGCCUCCACCACCACCCCGGCACAGCGCCGGAGACCCCAACCCCACGCCCGCCACCUCACAUUCCGGCAUGGUCAAGCUCCUCGCCGACCUCCUCCACCACACCGCGCCGUCCGCCUGGCCGCCGGCGCUCGCGGCGCCGCUGCUGCGCAGCCGCCUAGCCCCGGCCCACGUCUCCUCGCUCCUCCUCCUGCCGGCCUCGCUCGCCCGCCCGGACCUCUCCCGCCGCUUCCUCCUCCUGCUGCCUCCCCACCUCGUCUCCCCGCUCUGCCUCUCCCUCCUCGCGCUCUCCUUCAUCUCCGCCUCCGCCUCCGCCUCGCCGUCCCGCUCCCGCUUCCCCUCCCCGCACGCCGCCUCCCUCCUGCUCUCCCUCGCGUCCUCCUCCCCGUCCGCCUCCACCUCCUUCUCCUCCCUCUCCCACGCCUCCUCCCUCUCCCCCUUCCCGCCCGGCGCCACCGCCGCCGCCGCCUCGCUUCUCGCCUCCUCCUACCUCCGCCUCCGCUGCGCCCGCGACGCGGCCGCAGUCCUUCACCUGUCCCUGGCCGCCGGCAUCGCUCCCAACCAGUACACGGCCUCCCACAUAUUGUUUUCCCUUGUCAAGAUUCGUCAGUUCACCCUUGCCCGUGCCCUGUUUGAUGAAAUGCUUCAGUCUGGUGCUCGCCUGGACGAGCAUGUUUACACGGCUGGGAUUCGGGCUUACUGCGAGGCCAGAAAUCUUGACGGCGCCAAGGGGCUUCUGGCAAGGAUGCAUCAUGAGGGGGUCAAGGUCAGUGUGGUGCCGUACAAUGUAUUGAUCUAUGGAUUGUGCAGGAAUCAUCGCAUUCAGGAGGCAGUGGAGGUGAAGAACAGCAUGGUGGCCAGAGGAAUAAAAGCUGAUGAAGUGACUUACCGUACGCUCGUGUAUGGGUUUUGUCGGGCAGAGGAGCUGGAAAUGGCAUUGAGAAUGACUUAUGACAUGGCCAGGCUGGGGUUUGUGCCAUCAGAGGCCAAUUGCUCAUUUAUGCUUGAUGGACUACGAAAGAGGGGGCAGGUUCAGGAGGCUUUCAGCUUAGCUUGUCAGUUGGGUGAGUUGGGCAUGGUGCCCAACAUAUUUGCAUAUAAUGCAUUGCUUGAUAACCUGUGCAAGAGCGGUAUGUUUUGUGAGGCAGAUCGGCUUUUCAGUGAGAUGGUAGACAGGGGUCUGGAGCCAAAUGAGGUGACUUAUCCUAUAUUGAUACAUUCACUUUCGAAAAGGGGGAUGAUGGAGGAUGCACUUGACAUGUUCGAUAGGAUGAGAGACAAGGGUGUCAGAGUGACAGUCUAUCCGUACAAUUCCUUGAUUAAUGGUUGCUGCAAACAGGAUGAUUUAGACAGGGCGAUGGGGUUCCUGAGUGAGAUGACUGACAUUGGAGUGACACCAAAUGCAGCUUCAUAUUCUCCACUGAUUGCUGGUUUCUGUAGAAAAGGGGAUCUGUCCAGUGCCAUGGCAAUCCACCAGGAGAUGGCUGAGAAGGGUGUUGCAUGGAACACUUAUACGUUCACAGCACUUAUCAAUGGUUUGUGCAAGGAUAAAAAGAUGGAUGAAGCUUCUCGGUUGUUUAAUAAGAUGAUUGACAGCAACCUGGUACCAAAUGAAGCAACUUAUAAUGUCAUGAUAGAAGGGUAUUGCCUGGUAGGCAAUAUAAGAAAGGCAUUCCAGCUAUAUGAUCAAAUGGUGGAUAGGGGCCUCACACCUGACAAUUACACGUAUAGACCAUUGAUAAGUGGAUUAUGCUUGACCAGUGGAGCGUCGAAAGCAAAGGAAUUUGUUGCUGACCUAGAAAACAACUGCCCGCUGAACAAAUUUAGCCUAACCGCACUUAUGCAUGGAUUGUGCAGAGAAGGAAGGUUGACCGAAGCGUACCAUAUCUGGAAUGAGAUGGUAAUGCAGGGAGUCAAUCUUGAUCUUGUCAGCUUUACCAUUAUUGUGUAUACAGCCUUGAAACAGCAUGAUACAGAAAAAUCAUGUGUGUUAUUGAGGGAGAUGACAGAAAAAAGUGUCAGGCUAGACAAUGUGUUCCAUACAUGCAUGAUUGAUGUGCACUCAAAAGAAGGAAAUAUGGUCCAAGCUUUAAACUGUUGGGAUAACAUGAUUGCUGAUGGCUGCUUUCCAAAUACCAUCACAUACACAGUUUUAGUAAAUAAUCUCUGCAAGUCAGGGCAUUUGAGCAGCGCAGAGGUCCUCUGUAAAGAAAUGUUAUCCAGUCAGUUCCUUCCUAACAAUUAUACUUAUAAUUGUUUUCUUGAUUGUUUUACAACUGAAGGUAAACUGGAGAAAGCUAAAGAUCUUUAUUUCGCCAUGCUUCGAGGCUCUCUUGCUAACAUAGUGACAGUGAACACAUUGAUCAAGGGGUUCUGUAAGGUUGGGCAGAUUCAAGAAGCAAUUGACCUUAUUAGUAAGUGUACUGAAAAUGGUCUUUUUCCUGAUUGCAUUAGCUAUUCUACAGUAAUACAUGAGCUCUGCAAGAAGGGUGAUACAAAUAAAGCGUUUGAGCUUUGGAAUGAAAUGCUGUACAAGGGAUUGAAGCCUGAUAUUGUAGCAUACAAUAUUUUGAUAAGGUGGUGCAAUGUUAAUGGUGAACUUGAGAAGGGUUUGGGAAUAUACAAUGAUAUGAUUAAGAAAGGGGUGCAACCGAACUGGCGCACAUACAGAGCUCUUUUCUUAGGAACUUCUCUGAUGACCAGAAAGCGAGAUACUAUACUGCUGAACACCUGAUGUUUAGGGUCACCGUUUCCAAUGUUAUCCUUUACCCGAGUAGUCUGACUCACAUAGGAGUGCCCUGGCAGUUGCCGCGUGGACAAUCUGGGGCUACCAGAAUAUGGAAUUUCUUCUUUCAGUGAUAGGGCGAUGCCUGAGGUUUUGAGCAUAUCAGCGAAAUGGAUGAAUUAGUGAUGGUUGGGGUGGUUGAUGAAUCUGAAGCAUGCUUUGCGGUUGAUGAAUCUGGCCAUGACAUAGUAUAUGUAGCUCCAGCUCGUCAAAGUCUAAGCUCGGCAACCAUAACCAGGGUUUUACAGUUGCAGUCAUCUGCAUGGUACAACUUAUCUUUAACAGGAACAUGGUGUCUGUAAUCAUGGUCUCUACACCACGACCAACCUAAUUUCUGAUGGUGUGGUCAUCUGUACAAACGCCACUGUUCCUGGUUUCUGAUGAUGUGGUGAUCCAUUAGUUAUGGAGCAACUGGGAACUAUGCUGGAAGCCUGAUAAGACAAUUCUGUUAUUGUGGUAUUUUUGCACUCAUCCUUCUGAAAUGGAAGAAGUCCAAGCAGAUAAUAUAGGCAUCUGUUGUUGAAGUUUCCUUCGUUUGCUCAGGCUGCACAGUUUGUUUGAUGUACAAUAGAUCCAUUACCUGUACAAACUGUGGCGGACCUCCAUAUAUAGAAGCAAAGCCAGAAAUGAUCACGCAUACGCUUCAACAGUUUAACCUGAGAAGCAUGGAUAAUUUCAUUGUUUUUUUCUUGGUGUCAGGCUAUCAGCAGUAUUGAGCAAUCUGUUUUCUUUUUCUUGUUUGUGAGGCAAAUGUUCCUGUUCAUAUGUUGUGAAAGAACUACUCACUUAAUCUUGUCUCUAAGUCAAACCUGUUCAAGUUUGACCAAGUUUAUAGGAAAAAAAAACACAUCUACAUUAUUUAUGCAUGUGCCUAGUAUUGAUCCA